UGGGGUGGUCCGGUUAAAAAAUGGAUUUUGUUUUCCUUUGUGCAAAACUUUCCAAAGUGCAGGAUCGGCCACUCAUUAGUUGCACUUGGUUACUUUUAUAUAUAUCAGUAUAUCCAUACACCAGAACUAUCUUCAGCCUUUGAAUGCAUUGCAUCUUUGAUUGAUCCAAAAAGUCUUGUUAUUAUACUUAUUCAGCUUGAACCAUGUUCCAAAAAAUCAGGGUUAUGAUGGCAUGCAGGGUAACUAUAUGCAUAGUUCUUAGUGUCCUCAUAAAUAUGGCCUCAGCUGCAAUUGAUGAAAACAGGGAAGCAAAUGCACUCUUGAAGUGGAAGGCCACUCUUGACAGCCAAAGCCAAGUUAAGUUGUCAUCUUGGAACAACGGCACAAGUCCAUGCAGAUGGAGAGGAAUUCAGUGUGAUAAAACAAAGUCAAUCACAAGCAUGGAUAUUCAAAAUUUUGGACUCAAAGGUACACUCCAUACUCUCACCUUCUCUUCAUUCCCCAACCUCCUUAGCAUAAACAUAUACAACAACUUAUUCCAUGGAACCAUUCCCCCACAGAUUGCUAACUUGUCCAGAGUUAAUCAAUUGAACUUGUCCAAAAACUUCUUUGAGGGUUCCAUUCCUAAAGAGAUCUUCACCUUGACAAGUCUUCGCGGGCUUGAUCUUUUCGAAUGCCAUCUAAGUGGCCAAAUCCCUGAGUCUAUAGGAAAUUUGUCCAACUUAACAUAUCUAGAUUUUGGAAACAACAAUCUCUCUGGCCACAUUCCUACUGGGAUUGGCAAAUUGACCAACCUUGAGUAUUUUUCUUUUAUAAAUAAUUAUCUUUCUGGUUCCAUUCCAAUGGAAAUAGGAAUGAUGACAAACCUUCAGACGAUUGAAUUCUCAUAUAACACUCUCUCUGGUGUUAUCCCUUCUACAAUUGGUAACUUGAGCAAUCUGCAACAAAUUUACAUUCCUAAUAACACACUGUCUGGACCAAUCCCACCCUCUAUCUGGAACAUGUCUACUUUGACCUUGAUAUGGCUCUUUGGCAAUGAACUUUCCGGAUCUAUCCCAAAUUACAUAGAUAACUUAGCCCCCAAUUUGAAUUCCCUUUCACUUGAGGGCAACCACCUUUCUGGCUCCAUUCCUCCCACACUUGGAAAUUUGACAAAGCUCACCGAACUAUACCUGAGAUUUAACAAUUUUUCUGGACCAAUUCCUUCCUCUAUAGGUAAUCUGUUCAAUUUGAACUACUUGACUUUCCAAUAUAAUAAACUCAGUGGAUCCAUUCCUGACACAAUUGGAAACUUGAAAAGCCUCUUUUCAUUAGAAUUGUCCAACAACAUGCUUACUGGCUCCAUCCCACAGGGCAUUAAUAACAUGACAUUGUUGCAAGAUUUUUUAGUGGCCCAAAAUAAUUUCACCGGUCAUUUGCCACCUCAAAUCUGCUCAGGUGAGUCACUCUUGUACUUUGCUGCUGAGCACAACCGUUUUACCGGUCCAGUUCCAAGAAGCUUGAAGAAUUGCUCUAGUAUUGUUAGAAUCACAUUAGAGGGAAACCAGUUGGAAGGUGACAUAUCGAAAGACUUUGGCAUAUAUCCCAAUUUGAAACAUAUUGAUUUGAGUGAUAAUAAAUUUUAUGGCCAAAUUUCAUCAAACUGGGGCAAAUGUCAUAGUCUUCAGAACUUGAUCAUAUCCAACAAUAAUGUUUCCAGUGGUAUACCACCACAAAUUGUGAAGGCUACCAAACUUGGCAGGAUUCAACUUUCCUCAAACCGAUUGACAGGGAAGAUUCCGAAAGAAUUAGGGAGAAUGAAAAGUUUGCUUGAACUCAAGAUCAGUGAUAAUCUUCUCUCAGGAAACAUUCCAACAGAAUUAGGAUCACUGCAGAAUUUGCAAAUCUUGCAUCUAGCAGGAAAUGAGUUGAGUGGUAACAUACCAACAGAAGUUGUUGAGUUACCCAACUUGUUGGAAUUGAAUUUGAGCAACAACAAGCUAGAGGGAGGCAUCCCCUCUCACUUUGGUUCAUUCCAACCUCUAUCUUCUCUUGAUCUUAGCAGGAAUUUCUUGAAUGGAACUAUUCCAAAUGUGCUUGGACAGUUGACGCACUUGCAGUUGUUGAACCUCUCACACAAUAAUCUCUCUGGCAAUAUUCCAUCCACUUUUGGUGGCAUGUCAACCUUGACAUCUGUCAAUGUAUCAUACAACCAGUUAGAAGGGCCACUUCCAGAAAGUAAGGCCUUUCGCACUGCUACAAUUGAGUCACUGAAAGGUAACAAAGGCUUGUGUGGUAAUGUCACUGGCUUGGUGCAAUGCAAAACUAAUAGCUAUAGCCAAAAGAGUCACAAGGCCAUGCAAUUAGUAUUGUUUCUUAUCUUUGGAAUACUAGUACUUGUGCUUUGUGUGGUGGGUGUUUUAAUGUAUAUUAUUUGUAGAAGUGUGAGAAAGAAAGAAGACUCAGCCAAAGAAAUACAAUCAGAAGAACACUUUUCCAUAUGGAGCCAUGAUGGAAAAAUGGCAUUUGAAACUAUCAUUGAAGCUACCAAGAAUUUUGAUGACAAAUAUCUCAUUGGAUUUGGAGGGCAAGGAUCUGUUUACAGAGCUGAGUUACCUUCAGGUAUGGUUGUUGCUGUGAAGAAAAUUCAUGCAGAAUCAGAUCCAGAGGACAAGUCCAAUUUGAAAUCAUUUAAAAGUGAAAUUGAAGCACUGACAGAAAUCAAGCACCGCAACAUCAUAAAGCUAUAUGGAUUUUGCCAGCAUUCCCGGUUCUCUUUUUUGGUUUAUGAAUUCCUGGAAGGUGGCAGUUUGGAUCAAGUACUAAGCAAUGAAGCAGAAGCAAGUGCAUUUGAUUGGAAGAAGCGAGUGAAUGUGGUUAGAGGAGUUGCUAAUGCUUUAUCAUAUAUCCAUCAUGAUUGCGUGCCCCCUAUAGUUCAUCGUGACAUAUCAAGCAAGAAUAUUCUUCUGGAUUCAGAAGAUGAAGCUCAUGUCUCUGAUUUUGGGACAGCUAAGUUUCUAAAGCCAGGUUCAAAUUGGACCACACUUGCAGUCACCUAUGGCUAUGGUGCUCCAGAACUUGCUCAGAGUUUGGAGGUGACUACAAAAAGUGAUGUGUAUAGCUUUGGAGUGCUUUGUUUCGAAAUCCUUGUGGGAAAGCAUCCGGGAGAUAUGAUCAAUUCAUUGUUGUCACCAUCAACCGCAUCAAUAACAUACAAUUUGUUGUUGGUUGAUGUAAUUGAUCAAAGGCCUCCCCAUCCUGAGAAGUCAGUUGCUGGGGAAAUCAUGUUAAUCACAAAGUGGGCGCUUGAGUGUUUGAGCCAAAAUCCACAAUUUCGGCCAAGCAUGCAUCAAGUGUCUAAAGAACUCAUGAUGGGAAAAUCACCUUUCUCUGAUGACCACUUUCCCAUGAUCAGACUUGGACAACUCAAUCAAGAAUUAUUGGAAGCUCCACUUGUGUGAUUAAUGAUUAAUCUCACCCGUUUCUUAUGAAUUAGUGUGAUCUAAUGGGGGUUCAUGUAACGCAACUGUAUCAUAGGCGUGUUCAAUUUGUGAGUGUGUGUGUAACAUGUAUGUAUGAGUUAUGGGCAACUGUACCAUAGGCUUGUUUAAUCAUUUUGCAUACUGGUUACUGGGAUAUGCUAAUCAUUGUGUCUUUGUCUUUGAACUCAAUUCUUAAUUUGGGUGGAAAAGAAGGAUGAGACUAUAAACUAGAAAAAAGAAUGUGGCAUAUGUACAUGUCAAAUAUAAAGAUGGAUAACACAAUACAGACCCUAAGUUGGGCAACUCAUUGAAGGACCGGGAAGUGCACUUACGUGAUUGCUUCAUUAUGAUCUAAUGAUUCAUACUUCAUAUAUAUAAAAUAAUCCUCCUGUGUCUUAAUUCUUAAGCUUGUUUACUUUGGCAGUGUGUUGUGUACCCUUUAUAUGUAUGAGU
This is a messenger RNA of Arachis ipaensis, 3914 nucleotides long. Its product is annotated as putative leucine-rich repeat receptor-like protein kinase At5g63930. The record is from RefSeq and is a predicted model, not a curated record. Gene Ontology annotation, biological process: protein phosphorylation. NCBI's taxonomy places the organism in Eukaryota, Viridiplantae, Streptophyta, Magnoliopsida, Fabales, Fabaceae. Gene Ontology annotation, molecular function: protein binding; protein kinase activity; ATP binding.